UGACGAUGAUGAUAGUGAUGAUGAUGAACAAAUUCUAUUUCUCCCUUAGAUCAUGCCCCGUGCUCCUAAAUGGAAACAGGACGACGUAGAUGCGGCGUUACGAAGAGUACGGUACGGUGAGCUUUCGAUAAGAAAGGCUUCACAGGAAUAUAGAAUUCCCUACGAAACCCUGCGUGACAAAGUAUCAGGGAGAGCUCCGACAUCGGUUUCAAGAUUCGGUCCACGACCAUUCCUCACAGAGAAAGAGGAGGAGGAGAUAGUACGAUGGACGAUCAAGAUGGGGAGAAUCGGUUUCGGACAAACCAGGGGAGACAUUCAGUCUGUCGUGAAGAAAAUGCUUCACAAAGAUGGCAGGGCAAACCCGUUUGUAGAAAACAAACCUGGGAAGCGUUGGUGGAGCAGUUUUCGUGCAAGGCACCCUCAAUUGGUUUUCCGGAAGCCACAACCAAUUGGAAAGGAGCGUACAGCAGUUACGAAGAAUCGAAUAGACAAAUGGUUCAAAGAAUUAGAAGAGUUCUUGGAAGAAAACAAUGCAAGAAGCAUUCUUGAUGAACCAAAUCGACUCUUUAAUGCCGACGAAUCAGGAUUCCCGCUUGGUGGGAGAGCAUCGGAUCGGGUCUUGGCAUUAAAAGGCGAGAGAGUCAUCCAACAAUUUAAGAAUGCUGAAAAGGGACAGGUAACUGUGCUUGUCACUGCAUGCGCGAGUGGUAGCUUUUUGCCACCAAUGAUUGUUUUACCGGGGCGACACGGUGACGGAUCUGCAUACCAAGGAGCGCCAAGGGGUGCUUUCUUUGCUAGGACCAAAAACGGCUGGAUGGAUAGCAAAGCCUUUUAUGGUUUCAUUGCCAAUCUUUUCCAGCCGUAUUUGGUCCAGAUGAAAGUACCCCUUCCAGUGCUCCUGCUCGUCGAUGGCCUUUCAGCACAUCAAACGCUGGAGGUAGCGAAGCAUUGUGAGGCGAAUCGGAUUCUUUUGUACCGAUUCCCUCCCAAUGCUACGCACAUCCUCCAGCCGUGCGAUGUGUCUGUGUUCAGAUCAUUAAAGGCAUCGUGGAAUCGAGCGGAGGAGCUGUUCCGUUACCAAAACCCCGGUGACUAUGUUACAAGAGUGACGUUUUCGCGCGUGUUCGCCGGCGCGUGGAAGGACCUCCUGGGGAAGCCAGAAAUUGCCUCUUCUGGUUUUCGGGCAGCAGGGAUCUACCCGUUCACGAAAUUGUUUCGUGAAGACCUAAUACGUCCAGCAGACUUGUAUAGUUUUGUAGAUAAGAUUCCUCACGAAGGAGAGACACCAUCGUCUAGGAAUAGUGCGUUUAUUCCGUUGGACGAUGACAUGAGGUCAUCUCAACCCGAUGAACCUGAUGAUGAUGCACCAUCUUCGUCAUCAGCUCAUCGGGAACAUGGAGUCAGCUGCACCGUGGAUACUUCGAGUAUCCAUGGUGAUGCUCCAUGUGGAGAGAGGCCUCUAAACGAGGCAUUCAUCUCGCCAUCGCUAGAUGAAUGCCUCGUUUAUCCCGAGAUUGAAGUCUCAAAUCAAAGAAGAAGAAAAAGGCAACUGCCUGAGGCAAUAAGUGGAGAGGCAUUUAUAAGAUUUGCCGAAGAACAAGCGAGAGAGAAAAGAGCGGAGGAAGAGAGGAAAAAACAGAGAAGAGAGGAACGGGAACAGAAGAGAGUGGAAAAAGAGAGAAAGAAGGAAGUUGAAAAGGAGAAGAGGCAAAAAAGACAGCAAGAACUUGAGCAGAGGAAACUAGAACGGGAGAGGAGAGUAAAAGAGAAGUUACAGCGGAUGAAAGAAGUGAGUGAGAGGAAAGCGAAAGAGAAGAAAGAAAGAGAGGCAGAGAUUGAGAGAAAGAAGGGCGGUAAGAGGAGAGAGAAGAGUGCGAGGGUGGAUGAUGAUGACGAUGAUGUGUAUGUAUGCCCUGAAUGUUUGAUGAUGAAUGAUGACGAGUGGAUCGGAUGUGAUUACUGUAUGGCGUGGGUACAUCACAAGUGCUCUGCUCUUUGUGAUGUACCAAUUGUAGAUGUAAAUAAGUAUAUGUUUAAGUGCAAUUUCUGUUAAAUUUGAUAAGUUUAAGUUAUGUCAAAAAGUGCAAUUUCUCUUACAUGAGCAAGUGUGAUGGUGACUAAACUCUGAAUAUAUAAUGUAAACUCCGCAAUCUAAUGUAGUGUAAAAUGUAAACUAUUCUGUAGCUCUAUCUCUAAACCAUUCUCUAAUCUAGUCUCCUAUCUCUAUAUCUGCAAUGUAUUCUGGUCAAGACUCUUUACAAAACUCUUGUCAACCUUGAACUAUCUUGAGCAAAAAAUAAUUAUUCUUAAUUGGAAGAAGUUGACCUUUUAGGGAGAAGAUGACAUAAAAUUAUAGUGAAUAAGAAACGAAUUUAUGUGUAUGCGUCAGAAGUUUUGCUGGAAGAUGAAUGAGUAAUACUUUCUUAAGAAAGUUGGAGUUGAUAUACAUAUAGUUUCAUGUUAUUCUUCUUGUAGAAGAUUUGAUUAAGUAUUGAUUAUGUGUUAUUAAAUAUGUAUUGGUUUGUUAUUGAAUAUAUUGAAUAUGUGAGAUAUAAUCACAUAACAAUAUUCAUCCGUCAUGCAUUGUUUCUGCUAGAACGCGUAGAUUCCUGCUGCUCGGUUGGCAUAGCGCAGUCACCUGUCCCUUUUCUCUUUUUGGCUUUUUGUUUUCCGAAAUGUAUUUAAGGGGAGUAUAUGAUUUAAUAUGUUGGUCUUCUACAUCUAUGUCAAUAUUUGUAAACAUUUACAUUUUAUGUAAUUGUUAAAUGUGAUUAUUCUUUUAAAAAAAGGCUUCUACCGUGAUGUACAUAUUAUUUUGCUUGUCGUUUGAAUUCUUUGAUGUUUAUGACGUUUGUUGAUAGAGAGUGACAUGAAAGUAAACUUUUGGGAGCAUGAGGAGGAAAACACAUAAAUAGGCCUAUAUAAUGAAGAUUUUAUGACAUUU
Lytechinus variegatus (green sea urchin) is the source of this 2944-nucleotide messenger RNA. RefSeq lists its product as uncharacterized. The record is from RefSeq and is a predicted model, not a curated record. Gene Ontology annotation, cellular component: nucleus. Bases 53 to 2053 code for a protein of 666 amino acids. NCBI's taxonomy places the organism in Eukaryota, Metazoa, Echinodermata, Echinoidea, Temnopleuroida, Toxopneustidae. Gene Ontology annotation, molecular function: DNA binding. The transcript has 3 exons.